Messenger RNA from Magallana angulata, 897 nucleotides. RefSeq lists its product as uncharacterized. The coding region runs from base 99 to 662 and encodes 187 amino acids. The transcript has 5 exons. The record is from RefSeq and is a predicted model, not a curated record. Lineage: Eukaryota; Metazoa; Mollusca; Bivalvia; Ostreida; Ostreidae.
ACUUAAUUCAGGACUCCAAUGAGAAGUUCUUGGGGGAAAUAAUAAUGCAUGGGAUCCGCUUCUGUAUUAAUUUGGGGAACUAACAAUACAAUACGAGCAUGCUACUGCUGGUGUUUAUUCUAGUCGUAAAGGGAAACGAGGCUUACAACAUGUUCGAAGUAUUUUUUGAGUCACAUUCUUGUGAUACACCUCCUCACCACCUGAAUCCUUUGAACUCGGAAGUGAUUGUUGCGUCAUAUGAAGGAGGACCAAUCAGGUGUGACUAUGUAGCGUUUUCUACUUUCAAUGACCCUGACCUUGUGACGUAUGAGCUCAUGGUCAAUCCGUUGUAUCACGAAGAUCCAGACUGUGCUAUAUCAUUACUAUAUCGGUCGACGCUUACCUCAAAAGAGCUAAAAAGGUUCAACUGCUCUGCUCUUGCUGAGGAUCGAUACAAUCUCAAGAUGACAAAGAACUCUACAUUCUACCUUCAGAUUAUUCCCACCAAUUCCAAUCUGGAGAAGGCGCGAUUUAAAUUGAAACUUAUACCUACUGGAGCAACCUUCAGCACUGAAGACUUGAUAGCAAUCAUCUCAGGGGGAUCCAUUGGGCUCGUAGUGCUUUUAAGUUUGGUUGGAUUUGGAAUUUGCUUGUUUCGAAAAAAGAGAAAGGAUAAAAAAUAAAUAGUUUUCAGUGCCACGAACAUUGUCAUCAUGGUUGAAUAUUUGUUUUGUUUUAAAUUUCUUACUUGUAAUAUAAUUAUUUCAGUUAAAUUUGCAUUUACCAAGAUGAUGAAUAUUAAAAUGUAAUUUCAUUAAUUUUAUUUUAUCGUAAUUUCAUUUGUUUUAUCGGAAUUUAUUGAUUAAAUUUUCUAAUUUUUAGUAAAUAUCACAUGACACAUUAAUAAUGAAUAAAGGA